Molecule: messenger RNA, 2119 nt
Organism: Macroventuria anomochaeta
Lineage: Eukaryota; Fungi; Ascomycota; Dothideomycetes; Pleosporales; Didymellaceae
Exons: 6
Coding region: 128-1936 (602 amino acids)
Source: RefSeq, a predicted model, not a curated record
GAAUUCAUUUUCUCAAGCUUACCUCACCUACCCAAGACCAGCCUGGCACAGCCGCUGGCUUUUUCCCGACCCCACAUCAAGUUCGCACACGAGAUUGCGGCCAAGUCAACGCUGCGAUCGCAUCAACAUGGCAUCCGACCUUUCGAAUGGACACGUUCCACCUCGUGGAGAUUUGCCCUUCAUGAAGCUUCCAGAACAUAUUGAUGGCUUCAUCGACGUGGAAACUCUAAUUGACAUCCACAAGUACCUCGGCGAGAGCGAAAAGAGCGAAGACGUCGCUUUAGCUGUGUGGGUAGAAAAGAACUACCUCCAAGAGCCUUUGGCCGAGACGGGUCGUCCAAUCCGCGAUAGCGAAGGCUUUGUCAAUCUUGACAAAGCAUAUCGAAGGGUGCGACAGCUAACAGGGAAGGCGCAAGAUAAGUGGCCAUUUUUCGAUAAGAAUUGGAAGAAGAUGUCAUCCAUGGUUGUCAAAAACGCUAUUCUCGGCGAUGCUGCUAUGGGUACUGCUGGUUCAGACACUAACAGUGAGGUUCGCGACACACCGAUGAGCAACGGUUUUGAUAGUCAACGUGACUACGUUUCACAGAUCCCGAGACUGCAAGUAUCUUUUGGUACAAAUGAGUUCAGUGGAUAUCAGAUGCAGGAGCAGAAGUCGCCGCAGCCAGCUGCUCCUUCCUUAGCCGACCAACAAGAACCAGAGCAAAGGGCUCACCGUCAAGCUCCACACCUUUCCCCCGCUUCGAAAGCUAGCAGCGUAUCCGAAUCUGCUGCUCGCAAUGAGAACGAAAUCACUUCCGCACUCGAUGGCACUGCCAACGGCACCACACCACCGGUAGACGCAUGGCGAGAUGCCGGAGCCGGCAAGAUGCGUGGUCCUCACGGGCGAUACGUGAAUAAGAGCAAGCCUUCACCCGCUGCGAAGAAAGGGCUCAACAUCAAAUGGGUGAAGAAAUCGAGGACUAGGGCUGCAUUGGAAGGCGAAAGCGAAGAAGAGGCCUCUUUGAGUGACGAAGGCGUACAAGCACCUAAGACCAUCCAUGACCUUGCCAGUGGGCCAAGCUCAGACGGAAACGGAGAGGACAUUCAGAGCAGUAGCUUGCCUCCCACGGAUGUGAAGAUCAAUGAUACUACAUUCGAAGACUUCCCAGUGUCAGCCAUUCUUGCCGCUGAGGCGGAGGCUGUACCAUCAAACCUUGAUCGACUUCCUCCGGGACUUGUACACAAGAAGCGCAAGAGUGAGUCGAACAUCCAGCGAGGUGGUACAAAGCGUGCUCGCGGAUCGCGAGGUGGAGUGCUUGGGAGGCCUCGCAAAUCUGAGACACUCGCGGAGCGUGCUCAGCUAGAGGCAGGAGGAAGCGUGGAAGUUAAUCAAGCACCGUCGCAGACGGAAGCUCUUGCCAAAGCCCCUACUCGCCGAAGCUCUAGGAAGUCUGUCGCCUCAGCUAUGGAGUCAUCGACACCUUGGGACCCUGCUGACGACGUACUUCUGAAUGGGAGUGGGCAAAAGCAACCGGCUGCUAACAACACUGACAUUGCGGUGGAUGAUGGUGAUUUGCUCCCGAACGGUGACCACCGUACCACAGCGAUCCCGAGCAGCGUCGACCAGAAGACCAAAGCUGCAAUCAGCGAGACCACGAGAGGCACCGUUUUCACAAUACCCACGAACAUACCUGCAUCUCAGGCCCUAAAGACCCAGAAGUCAUAUGCUUCGUCAAAGCAGAAGAAGCGUGUCUCCUUUUCUCCAGAAAUUCAGGCUGACAACUUGGAGUUCUUCGCUCGCAUCUCCACCACUGCUGGCACUCAGGAGGUACCCUUGUCAGAAGAAGACCUCACGUCUGAAGUGGACCUUGUCAAGCGCUACGCUGCUUGGCAGAAUGCAGGAAACGCCCACGUCACCUUCGAGGUCUUCAAGAACAUCGUUAAGUUUGCGAGAUAGGCUCGGCCUCUUUCAAGCAUUUCCUAUUGAUCUUGCUCAACAUGUGGGCAGCGCAGGAGGGGCCCCAUCAAGACCUACGUGAGGACUGAUCAUGAGAGAGGUUCCCCAAGGGGAUGUUUUAUUAAAGAUGGCUUCAGGACAGUCCGCUCUCGCUUGGGUUUUGCAUAGGUGACCUCGGGAGGC